CUCAAUACCACACCGUUUGGUGUCAUGGAGUAAGGAAGAUAAAAAAGCAAUCCGCCCGUCCAUGUAACGCACGCGGCUGUAUUGCAUCCACGAAAGGGCCCAACGAAACCAGCAUUGCCACAUCUUCAAGCCAGCACAGCACUUCCUAGGGGCCGAAAGACGCUUCGGCCUUCUAUGCUCUUUUCAGUCUCCACAACAUUCUUGCAAGAUUUCCCAUAAUCAUGACUCUGGGAAAGACGGAAUGGCGUAAACUGCCGCUCAGCCUCACGGAGCUUUGCAUCGACACGACGCUGAGAUGUGGACAGUCUUUCAGGUGGAGGCAAAUAAAUAACGAAUGGCACUGCUCACUUCAUGGUAGAAUCCUGUCUCUGAAGCAGGAUCCGGACCAUCUACACUACCGAGUGACGUGGCCCAAGAUUGUCGCCGGUCCUUCGACUGCUUCUACUUCUCUGAAGGUGGAGGAGGGUGCUCAGGGGGGCCGUGUGCCGGACGACAGCGAGGCGCUUUUGAAGAAUUAUUUCAACCUGCACCACGACCUCGCCGGUUUGUACAAACAGUGGGCAAACGCCGAUCAAAACUUCCGAAAAAAGGCACCAGGCUUUACGGGCGUCAGAAUAUUGAACCAGGAUGCUUGGGAGGCACUCGUGGGCUUUAUUUGCAGCAGCAACAACAACAUUUCUAGGAUAUCACAGAUGGUACACAAGCUCUGUCUUAAUUAUGGACCAUAUAUCGGCACCAUUGGCGAAGAGGUGUUUCAUGACUUUCCAACACCGAUAACUCUCGCCUCCCCUGGAGUCGAAUCUCGACUUCGCGAGCUGGGCUUCGGCUACCGCGCAAAGUACAUCGCAGAGACGGCGCGCAAUAUCUCCCAGGACAGACCAGCAGGCUGGCUGGAAAGCUUACGGAACCCAGACAGCAAGGCCUGGGAAACUGUGCCACAACAGGUGUCGCUGGGUGAUGAGCCGUCCACAUACAAGCAUGCCCACGAGCAGCUUCUUGAGCUCUGUGGAGUCGGGCCCAAGGUUGCCGACUGCGUCUGCCUCAUGGGCCUAGGCUGGGGCGAGGCCGUCCCGGUCGAUACGCACGUAUGGCAGAUCGCAAUGCGCGACUACCGAUUUGGUGGCAAGAACAAGAACAAAACCCUUUCUAAGGCCAUGUACGACGCAGUGGGGGAUCAUUUUCGGAACUUAUGGGGGAGUCAAGCUGGAUGGGCCCACUCAGUACUCUUUACGGCUGAUUUGAAGACUUUCUCGGGCCGGGUUGCCCAGAAGCUGGAGGAUUCAUCAGAACUAAUGGCGGUCAAGAUCGAGACCAAAGAGGAAUCGCCCGCCCCCGGCACAUCCAUUACGACACCUGCGUCCACACCAAUCAAGAGGAAACGGACUAGUGUGGCUACAACGAUCAAAGUACAUGAGGAGGCCCUGUCUGACUCAGUGGCCACCAUCAGUGUGGCACCGAGGAAAAGGAUAAGAACGCGGAAGUGAAACCCAUGUGUAUAUAUAUAUAUACUAUUAAAGAAAGCAUCUCUUGCAUCGG
Cryphonectria parasitica EP155 is the source of this 1536-nucleotide messenger RNA. RefSeq names its product N-glycosylase/DNA lyase. The transcript has 2 exons. Gene Ontology annotation, biological process: base-excision repair, AP site formation; base-excision repair; nucleotide-excision repair. The record is from RefSeq and is a predicted model, not a curated record. Gene Ontology annotation, cellular component: nucleus. Bases 222 to 1484 code for a protein of 420 amino acids. NCBI's taxonomy places the organism in Eukaryota, Fungi, Ascomycota, Sordariomycetes, Diaporthales, Cryphonectriaceae. Gene Ontology annotation, molecular function: damaged DNA binding; 8-oxo-7,8-dihydroguanine DNA N-glycosylase activity.